AUGAUGAAACUAGAUGUAUCAACAUCGAAUAAUUUCGGUCGACCAAGAUUAUUACUCUUCGAACUAGCUCAUCAAGUUCAUCCGUUUGUUUAUGCAGUUAAUAUAUUUCUUCGGCCAGGCCCAGAUGAUUGUCUUAAUUUAAUACAUAUUAAACUGAAAGAUGCUAUUGAUCAACGUUUUACAAGGCUUGAUCCAAAUACCGUUCAACAAUCGUCACAAUUACUUGAAUCAAUUCAUCAAAGUCUUUUAACAGUCAUUCAACAACAAAUAGAUCCACUUAUUCAUAAUGGAUAUACCAAUAGAAAUAUUCCUACUGCAUCGAUUCAGACAAUAACAAUUACACUACCACCUGGUAUUCUACCAAUUCCAAAUGAUAAACCUUCAACGAUUUUCCUUCCAUUGACAACAAAUCAAUCUUGA
Molecule: messenger RNA, 420 nt
Organism: Rotaria socialis
Lineage: Eukaryota; Metazoa; Rotifera; Eurotatoria; Philodinida; Philodinidae
Source: the annotation of a GenBank genome assembly